AGUUACGUAGUGAUUGUCAUGUUUAUAAAAGCAAGCAACUCUUCAAUGGAUCCUUAAGAUGUUGAUUCAAAUGAAAGUGAAAAUGUUGUUAAGGCUUACGUUUAUCUGUUUAUUUCUUUUCUCCUGUUUGGAGGCUCGAUACAUCAAGAGAGAUAUUGGUGAAAAUCGUCCGAUUUGUGAGGGUGAUACACCAUGUGGCUGGGAAAUUUAUAAACCAUAUAUUAGAAUAGUUGAAACUUUCGUGAAAAGCCCGUGUGACUGUCCGAGUAACAGCCAGUGUGUGCGGUCAGGUGAUGACAUAUCCAUUGCUGCAUUCGUUCAUCGUUGUUCUCCAACAUCUUUAAAAUGAAUGGAAUGGACGGAACUGUAUUCUCAUCACAACUGUUAUUUAUUAUCUUGUAUAUUAACAUUUUAUACAUUUCUCAGUAUUAAUCACAUCAUUAAAAGUUUGCUUUUAUAAUA
Messenger RNA from Parasteatoda tepidariorum (common house spider), 462 nucleotides. RefSeq lists its product as uncharacterized. NCBI's taxonomy places the organism in Eukaryota, Metazoa, Arthropoda, Arachnida, Araneae, Theridiidae. The record is from RefSeq and is a predicted model, not a curated record.